CGGCACCUGCGCCACCUGCCGCUCAAGGUAACACGAGAUCACCAGUCUUACGUGAACUGUGGUGAGAGGAGUAUUGCGCGUUGAGCUCCAGCGUUGAUCUCCCCCAUGACAUGUUGUUGCCCUUGGCCAGAGCCCCUCUUUCAUAAAAAAAAGGACGCGAGGUGAGGGUCGGGGAGCGAAGGCUGUGCUGACAUACAACAAGAGAGCACCGGAACAUUACUGUCUGAAUGAACAACACUGGGACUACAAUGCGAGGCACCAGCGACCUUUUGGUUAACACACCGCCGGUCCAGGAUCCCUUGAGGUGAGGCGAGGUGGUGGUGGUGAUGGUGAUGGUGGUGCCGCGGCGCAAUGGAGCGAUGGUAGCGAUGGGCUGGCGGCCGGCGUGGUAUGCCGCAUUUUCCUUCCUGCUGGUGCUGCUCUCCAGUCAAGGGGCGAGGACCCAACUCCCCGGGGCCCACGCGGAGGCCCUGGAGGAGGACUACACCUCACUGGCAUACGACUACCCGGCAGGGGACCUUGAUUAUUACGAAUAUGUGGACUACGAUAGCCAUUUCGUACCCAACCUGGCUAACACCACUCUGUACAAGUGCCGCUGUCAGGUGGACCAGGUGUGGGGCGACGACCGGUGCCAGGACGCCACCACCUACGUCACUGUCAUUGACUUCUGGACCAAGCACUAUGUCCUGGCUAACGCCAGUGACUUUGGCGAGGUGGAGGUGGGCGAGGUGAUGUGUCCCGAGGGACACGUCAAGGUGGUUCUGGACUAUAACAGUGGACUCCGUGAUGGCUUCUCCCUGCUUGAGAACGGCGGACUGUUCUGGCGCGAUGACACCUUCCCCGACUAUUGCAUUGAACACACCCUGGACUCCAGCGGGAAGCCCACGUCCAUGGAGGCACACGUCUGCCUGCCGCCCCCGCCCAUAUCUCUGUGCUGCCCGCCGGGACACGCCUUGCUCCCCAACGGCACAUGCUACCCAGACGCCGCCGCCGUGGACGUGCCGCUGUCCAUGGAGGUGGAGGGGCAACACGCCACGUGGAUCAUCGAGAGUGAAGGCGUGGUGACCAACAUCUCGUGUGGCCCCGAGGACACCUACUACAGGAGACUGACGGAGGCCAACGUGACUCUGGUGUACCACCCGCGGGGCGUCUUGCUGCAGUGGCUGCCGCACACCCUGAGCAACCAGCCCAGGGACAGACACCAGUACUGCCUGGGAGUGGAGGUCGGAGAUCCCGGCCACGCCCCGCAGUACUCUACACUAUUCUGCUACAAGGACUUAAUCGCUGCCCACCACGAGGCGUGCUACAACGCCACCUGCGUCAGGAAGUGCUGCCCGGAGCACAACAUCAUGCAUGACGUGGAAUGCGUCCCAGUGCACGACCCCAGCAAGGAGUGGACGCCAAAGUUCCACCGGCGGGAAUCCCUCAGCCCUGACGCGCCGCCCCCUGAGGACUUGACCAUCGUGCACGGGAUGCCGCUCUGUGAAUCCUUCUUCAAGCUGCAUCCUGACAAGACGGAGGAUGACCGCUACUACUUGCUGGAGGACGGCAAGAUGCACGCCCCGUCCUUCCCAGGCUCCUACUCCGCCAUGCAGUAUUGCAUCGACAACUUCAUUGGCAAGGACCACCCGCUGCAGGAACACGCGCUGCUCUGCUUCAUGGAUGAGACACCUUGCACCAGGGUGCAGUCCAUGGCCUACCCCGCCCUGCUGGCCGUGUCCUGCGUGUUCCUGACCAUCACGCUGCUGGUGUACGUGAGUGUGCCCGAGCUGCACGCCAAGGUGCACGGCAAGUGUUUGGUGUCGCACGUGACGGCGCUGCUGCUCGCCUACCUCUGCCUCAUCAUCGUGCAGUGGGCCUCAGGACGACUCCCCGACGCCGCCUGCAAGAUUAUGGCUUCCCUCAUCCACGUCAGCUUCCUGGCCGCCUUCUUCUGGCUAAACGUGAUGUGCUUCGACAUCUGGUGGACGCUCAAGUCGAUGCGUCCCGUGGCAGAGACUGGGGAGCUGUCACGUCUGCGCUUCAAGAUGUACUCCAUCUACUCCUGGGGCUGCCCGGUCUUCAUCAGCUUCGUCGCUAUCAUCGUGGACUCCCUGCCAGAGGAUUUUGAUGUCAUCCGCCCCGGCUUUGGUGAAAAGAAGUGCUGGUUUGGGGACAACCAGCCUCUCUGGGCGUACUUCUACGGGUUUGUGCUCACGCUGGUGGUGGCCAACAUUCUGUUGUUCUGUCAGGUGGCCUACAUCCUCAUCAUGGCCCAGAACGAUCCCAUCCUGCAGAGAACCCGCCAGCAGAACAGAGAGAGGAUGUGGCUGUACAUCAAGCUGUUCGUGGUGAUGGGCCUCACCUGGAUCAUGGAGGUCAUCUCGUGGCAGGAAGGAAGCUGCGAGCCGUGGAUCAUCCCAGACGUCAUCAAUGCGCUCCAAGGUUUCUCCAUCUUCCUUAUCUUCAUCUGCAAACGCAACAUGCUGAAAAGAAUCCGCAAUAAUUGGGAGCCGUACCUGCGGCGGAUGAAGGUGUUCGUCGGGUCCUCGCGCCAGCCUGACUCAGUGAAAGGGAAGGGUGCCCAGGACACCUCAUCCUUCACCUCUUCCGUCAACCGCCCCAGCAGCCAGUCCGGGGCCUCGCAGCGCACUGUGCAGAGCCAGAUUUCUCUGGACACCAGCUCCGCCUUCAGGAAGCUCUCCACGUCCUCCAUGGUGUCCACGACGGGCGUGCAGAUCCACAGCUCCAAUUCCCUGUGCAUGGACACCAUCACUGAGGCCGCGGCGUCAGAGGCCGAGGAGAUGAGCCAUGAGGGACACCCGCCUGUCCGCGGGGACACACAGCCUGCACCACUCGGGGGAGAGGUGCCCCAUGGUGAGGCAAAGGAAGACACAGAGGCCAAUGAAAGGUCAAAGGAACCAGCGCCUGUGGCGGUGGAGACCGAGGCUGACAAGGAGGGUCAGGCAAGCCGCGCCACCACGCCCUCUAGUGGCGAGGAUGCCGUGCAGGACACGCCCACAGCGGACUGCACGCAGGCCAGCAACAGCAGUGUGCAUGGCGAUGUGGAGAGUGUGACGCCCCAGGAACACUACAACCAAGCCUACAUCGCCGAGGAGCUGGAGGAGCAGCCCGUGCAGGUGUAGCAGGUGUGACGCUCGCCUAGCUCCCACAUUCCCUCUUGCCUGGCAUGGCGGCCAGGCACCGUGUGUGUGUGUGUGUGUGCGUGUGUGUUAACUAGAUUAUAACUACAAUUUAUGGUUUAUUUAUAAACUAUAACUAUAAUUUACAACUGCGUGUAUGCCGAGUGUCGCUGCCACACACUUGUUGAAGUGACACGCUGACACUACGCAACUUAAGACAAUGUGUGUUAAAAUGUGAAGUGAAUGGGGUGUUCUUGAGACACCGUUACAAAUACUCUUAUAUAUUGACAUGGCUGCCUCAGCUGAUAAUGAUGAUAAUGGUGAGUGGAGGCGUCAUCAUGAAGGCGGCGAGAAGGAAAAGACAGUAUGUUGGCCGCGUCGUGCCAUCGUAUUCCUCCCUCCCGGUGCUCCGAGGACAGUGUGAUGGCGCAGGAAGUUUAAGUGGUGCAAUAAGGAGCAGUGUGGUGCCGGAUUAGGUUCACUCAGGUUUAUUCAGAACUCGGGAUCAGCGAAUGCGUGAACAACAUGCCAGAUGUACAGUUCGAUGCCUCAUUUGCGCCCUGCCGUCACAGAGUAUCACCUGCUGCUCUGAGGAUGAAUUCGAUAACCGGUAUAUUCGGCUCACGGUUUCAUGGGAUGGUUUGACUACUCAGAUACAUUAUUUUCGUGUCUAAUGCUAUUGUUCUUGCAUUUUAUGUGAUUUUCGUUACCUCAAUAGUCUUCUUUUGGUUUCCAAUGGACCACACUCGAUAAGGGACGAAUUCUCUUGUAAACACUAAACAUAACGAAAGCGCAGAGAUGAUAGUGUUUACAAGCGAAUUCGUUCCUCAUCGAGUCCCUCAUCCAUUGGAAACGAAAACAAGACUUUAUUGAGGCAACGAUGAUCAUGUAAUAUGUAAGAACAAUAGCAUUAGACACUAAAAUAAUAAAACCGUCCCAAGAAAUCAUGAGCCGAAUAUACCAUCUACCGAAUUCAUCCUCAGCGCAGCAGGGAGAUGCAAACUCCGUGACGACAGGGCGCAAAUGAGGCAUGUUGUUCACGCAUGCACUCAUCCCGAGUUCUGGAUAGACCUCGAGUGAACCUAGAACGGUAUCGUAGCUAGUUUGAAAUGACCAAGUUCGCACGCAGCCCUAUUUUCACUGCCAGACGUAUGGCUCAUAUACUCCAGCCCAUAACAAUGCACAGACCUCCCUGUACCCCUUCAUAAGGACACUUUUUAUUCUCGGAAGAAUGUUUAGGCGUUGGCCGAGAUCCGUUAGCUACUAUGUCUCAUCACACAAUUUCUCUUCAAUAUAUCAGUUCUUUUUACAUUUUAUUGGAAUUCAAAUAUUAGAUAUGAGUUAUUUAGCUUAUCAAACCAUUCAGUACUACGAAUGGUUCGGGUUUUAAGAUAAUAGAACACUAACCUAACCUAUCCUAAAUAAUGUGUAGCAAUACCUAACAUUAUCUCGCCUAACCUGAACCUACAUAACAUGCCUACUACUACUGUUGAAUGGUGUCGGCUGAAGACGUCUGUGGCGUCGUAUGGCGUCGUACGUUAGGCAAUAAAAAUGGGGCUGCGCGCGCACUUGGUCACUUGAAGCUAGCUGGUCGCUUUGAACCUACUACUACACCGGAACAGUGUCAUGAGUGAUGAAAAAGCCUCAGUACCUUAGAAACAUUUACCUUCACCUCCCUCAGUCCCCGGAAGCGCCCUGUCCCUCUCCCUCCCGAGCCAUUCUCCUCCCCCUCCCUUCCUUGGCCAGCAGCGGGUGUAGGUGUACUUAGUCUUGUGUAGUUUUGGGUAAUGUAUAACCAGGAGGAGGAACGUGUAGAGAACAUACAUUAUUUCCAUACGUGUGUCAGAUAAUUCUCAGAUAUCAUGAUUAUUACCUCAGGCAACUGUGCAGAGACCUCUUCUCAAGCAUUAUUGGUCGUCUUUUCUUCCCUACACUUCUACAGAAAUGUUUAGACGUUGGAUUUUUUUUUUUUUUCUUUCCUUGCCAUUUACUAAUUUCGAGAACAAAACUUAUUUUCGUGUGAGUUUUGAUACAUGUUGAAUUUGUCUGACGUACUUUUCUCUCGCAUGUCACGUGUUUUUAAAGGAGAAGGAGCAACCUGCUGCCCGCAAGCCUUUUUUAUUCUUUUCAGCGAGUGAUAAAAAAAAAAAAAAAAAAAAAAAAAUCAUAGUUGUUUAGGGUGAUCGGCAAUCUUCAACAACACAACCGCCGCUGUACGUACACUACAUUAAUGCAUGGCAUUUAUAAACUGUUAAAUGCCACUUCAUGAUCUGUUAACCUUACCUGUAUUAAGAUGCAAAAUUGGAAGGUAGGAGUUUAUUUAGUGGCAUUACUUUUAAUUUAGCAAUGCUUUUCACUACAGUAUUAGUUUACGACCGAGCCUGCUGAUGUGCACUGCUGCGUUGCUGCCUCAGACUCACAGCCUCUUAAUUUCCGAAAAAAAAAAAAAGAAUAAUUGUUGAAGUUCCUUUUCUUCAUGCAUUCUGCAUGAACGUUUAAAUAAAAUCAAAGAGGUUUGUGUGAAAGUCUAAAUAAAGAAAAUAAAUAAAUAAAUAAAGCUGAGAAAUGAAUUUAGAUGUUAUUUUGUAAAUAAAAGAUACGACAAAAAAAAAAAAUAACGCAAUAGGUAAGGAAAUAUUAAAACAAGAACAUAAGAUGGGAAAGCAAUCUUGAUUAUUACUGAAAGAUAUUAUAAAGAAUGACAUUUUACGUUAAUUUAUAUUAAAAAAAAAAAAAAAAGGAAACAGCAAGGAAGAAAGUGUAAAAAAGGAUGACUCAUUUGUUAUCUAAAUGUUUCUGUGGAAGUGUUAAAAAGACAAAAAAAUAAGUUGGGAAAAGCUAGAUAUAAUUACUUACAUAUAAAGAAUGACACUUCUCUUUAGUUUGUAUAAAGGAUGGCACAAUAGGUGUAUAAAUGUUUUUGUGAAAGUAUUAGAUUUAUUUUAUUUUAUUUAUUUAUUUAUUUUAUUUUUUAUGUAGGAGGGACACUGGCCAAAGGCAACAAAAAUUAUAUAUAUAUAUAUAUAUAUAUAUAUAUAUAUAUAUAUAUAUAUAUAUAUAUAUAUAUAUAUAUAUAUAUAUAUAUAUAUAUAUAUAUAUAUAUAUAUAUAUAUAUAUAUAUAUAUAUAUAUAUAUAUAAGCCCACUGAGGUGCCAAUCCCUAAACAGUCCAAAGUAAUCUUUUUUUUUUUUUUCUAAAGGAUAAGCGUCUUCAAACCUCCCUCUUGAAAAAAUUCAAGUCAUAGGAAGGAAUACAGAAGCAAGCAGGGACGAGAAAACAAUUAAAAUAAUUAAUGAGAUAUUAGAAAGGGAGAAAAAAUUACUUGCAUUAGAGGCCAAGAACCUGAUAUACACUGUCAAGUGUCAGAGAACACUUUUAUCGUCUUUACCAUUCUCUUAUACCGUGUUCUGGGGUGUGCUGCUGGUGGUGUGUUCCCGUUGGUUGCUCAGUGUGUUGCUUUAAAGUUGUUUACUGAAUGUUGGCGUGUACUGUGUUGGGGAAACCGGGAAGUGGCAGUCAUACGUAUAUGUUAAAAAUAGUUAGGAUAAAAGGUGGCAAGUGACAAAAUGUUUCCUAAAAGAAAAGUCACGGGGGAAGGGGUUUAAGUAACAAUAUGACGUGUUUGUUGGAGGAAAAAGUGGGAGAAAAAGGGGAAUUAAAUACAAUUAUACGUCUGUGUAAAAAAAAAAAAAGAGGAAAAAAUGGGCAAGUGACAGUUACACUUACUUUUAAGAAAACUUCGGAGAAGAGAAACAAAUGGAUAUAUAUAUAUAUAUAUAUAUAUAUAUAUAUAUAUAUAUAUAUAUAUAUAUAUAUAUAUAUAUAUAUAUAUAUAUAUAUAUAUAUAUAUAUAAUCAUUGGAGAAAAGUUGUAAAGGGAAAAGAAAGAUAAGUCACAAUUAUGUGUAUGAUGAUAAAAAAAAAAGAAAAGUAAAAUAUUACGAAAGUUAUACAUAAAUGUUAAAAAAAAAUGAAAAGAACGGGAAGUGAUGGUUAUACGAUUAUUAUAAAGAGAAGAAAAAAAUUGACAAAUGAUAAUUAUACAUUUAUUUAAAGUUACACAAAAGACACGAGAAGACGAGAAGAGGUCAAAGGAAAGCCUUCCCGUCGCCUGUGCCUCGUGAUCUUUAUGAAGCUCCGUAUAUCGUUGUGUCUUGUAAAAAAAACACUAUGUAAACAUGCCUAUUUUCUUUUCUUAAUACGUAUUUUUCUUAUUGUGUAUUAUGUACUCAGUGAAAGACAUUCAGCAUAGGAGAUUUCGUCCGCUGUAUCAGAUAUCCAUUGAAUCAAAAUACAUUAAAUGGACAGUUGAGUGCAUGUUGAAACCUUUAGUAAAGCGCUUUUAUACUACAGAGAUAUCAAAGAGGGAAAGUCUUUUUAACCUGCUCCAGCUGGAUUUCUGAAACACUGGCCAAAUUAUUGAUCUCUCAGUGACUUCACCGAGCAUUAAGAGGAAGGAAUGGAGUAGUUUGUGGCGGAAGCAAGAGGAGUCUGAAUGUGGAAACGAAUGAAACACCACAGAUUGAAGAGAUGGAAUGACUACGGGAAAAGGGAGAAAAAGAGAGAGAGAAUGACGGUGAGGAUCAGCAAAUGUACUCGUGUGAAAUUAUGAACACGUAAAAAAAAAAAAAAAAAAAAAAAAAAAAAGCUGCAGAAGGAUGAAAAAAAAAGACAAUAUACCUUCCCUGACGCCAUAAAACUGCGAAACUGCGCCUACUGGAUUUUCCUUUACUGAUGAUCUAAUGCUGUAGUUUAAAGAAGUCUUUUUCAUGGAGGUUCCAAUAGUAAAGAAGAAUGAGUGUGCAGUUAAUUUGUUUGUACCUUCGCCAUACUUAAGUCUCAAGAGGUGUUCUCGUUGUUGUGAACUCGUUAGUCUAAGAAUUAAUUACUCGGUGCCACCUUAUGUUCGUCUAUUUUGUACAUAGCAAACAAAAAUAAACAGGAGGAUGAGCAAUGU
Molecule: messenger RNA, 8078 nt
Organism: Scylla paramamosain (green mud crab)
Lineage: Eukaryota; Metazoa; Arthropoda; Malacostraca; Decapoda; Portunidae
Exons: 10
Coding region: 327-3125 (932 amino acids)
Biological process (GO): cell surface receptor signaling pathway; G protein-coupled receptor signaling pathway
Cellular component (GO): membrane
Molecular function (GO): G protein-coupled receptor activity
Source: RefSeq, a predicted model, not a curated record